AUGGACGUCCCAGGCUUUGCUUUAAUCACAGGAGGUGCCUCCGGCAUCGGCCGUGCAUGUGCCAGAGCAUUCGCCAGGGAUGGCUCUGCUGGCAUCGCACUCAUAGAUCUCAAUCUUGAGGCCCUACAAGCCGUCAAGUCCGAAAUUGAACAAGAGAAGCUAUCACUAAAAAGUGAUUUCCGAAUCGAGCUCUACGCUGCAGAUGUCACAGACGAAAACCGAAUCAAUGAAAUCGUCGACGAUAUGGUGCAGAAAUUUGGUCGUAUAGACUAUGUUGUCAAUGCAGCUGGCAUCGCUAUCAAGCACCAAGGCGGGGCAGCAUUUGCUCAAACAGCUGACUGGAGCCGCGUUCUCAACGUCAACCUCAACGGGACCUUUUUUGUUCUCAGAGCUGCAGCGAAAGUCAUGCUCAAGCAAGAUCCGAUCAAGUCAUCGAUUAACGGAAGGGAUCUCCAACGUGGCUCCAUCAUCAACUUUUCUUCCAUCCAGGGUGUUGUUGGAAUUCCGUUGUCUACCUCAUACACUGCAGCAAAGCACGCCAUCAUCGGCCUAACACGUUCUGCAUCGGAGGAUUACGCAAAGGAGGGACUACGCAUCAACGCAAUUUGUCCCGGUUAUACGGAAACGCCAAUGACAACGAAGAAUCCCGACGUACUCAAAGCGAUGCAGGAGAGGAUAUCUACAGCGGUCCCUAUGCACAGAAUGGGACAGCCUGAGGAGAUUGCAGAUGGUGUUUUGUAUUUGGCUGGGGGAAGAAGUUCGUUUGUAACUGGAUCAGCUUUGGCUGUUGAUGGAGGGUAUACUCAAAGGUGA
Fusarium poae is the source of this 813-nucleotide messenger RNA. RefSeq lists its product as uncharacterized. Gene Ontology annotation, molecular function: oxidoreductase activity, acting on the CH-OH group of donors, NAD or NADP as acceptor. Bases 1 to 813 code for a protein of 270 amino acids. NCBI's taxonomy places the organism in Eukaryota, Fungi, Ascomycota, Sordariomycetes, Hypocreales, Nectriaceae. The transcript has a single exon. The record is from RefSeq and is a predicted model, not a curated record.